Salvia splendens (bonfire salvia) is the source of this 1341-nucleotide messenger RNA. Its product is annotated as squamosa promoter-binding-like protein 7. Gene Ontology annotation, cellular component: nucleus. Bases 290 to 1186 code for a protein of 298 amino acids. The record is from RefSeq and is a predicted model, not a curated record. Gene Ontology annotation, molecular function: DNA binding. Lineage: Eukaryota; Viridiplantae; Streptophyta; Magnoliopsida; Lamiales; Lamiaceae. The transcript has 3 exons.
AGUGCAGCAGCUUUUCUGUUUAAGAACAUAACCCUAUUUCAGUAGAAGGGCAGUUGCAACCAUACCCCUACUUGUACAACUGUCACAUAUCAAUCUUAUCCCCCACCCACACUCUUCCCUUUUUUCUCCCCUAGCUGCUUUCCAUAUUUCCUUCCUCCUUUUUACAGUAAUAACAAGCAGAUCCCAUUUUUUUUGCAGCACCAUCCAUUACUAUAAAUAUAAAAACACGCACAACACACAGACACAGUUGGUGUCAUAGUUGUGGAAGGAAAGAAAAAAAGGAACAAGCAUGGAAUACGGGUGGAGUAGCAGUAGCAGUAGCAGCGCAGCAGGAGGAGGAGGAGGAGGGCAUAACGGUAAUUUGACCCCAAAUAAUGCAUGGGAAGUUGCCAGCGAAGCAGCGAUGCAGGAAGGCUCUUCCACACUGUAUCGCUAUCCCGAUCCGCAUCUGACCUGCUUGAAGCUCGGAAAGAAGCAUUACUUUGGGGAUCUGUCUCCUCCACCGCCGCCCUUCUCACUGAUAAAGAGAUCCAAAGGGCCUUCCUCUGUUCCGGCGACACUGCCGCGGUGCCAGGUGGAGGGCUGCCAGGCGCCGCUGCUCAACGCCAAGGAUUACCACCGGAGGCACAAGGUGUGCCAGACGCACGCCAAAGCCCCUAAAGUCGUGCUUCUCGGAAUCGACCAACGCUUCUGCCAACAAUGCAGCAGGUUUCAUGCCGUGGGAGAGUUUGAUGACACGAAGAGGAGCUGCAGGAGGCGACUGGCGGGCCACAACGAAAGGAGAAGAAAGAACUCGCAACAACAUCAUGCCUCUUCUGCCACCAAAGUAAUAUUAGGCAGACAGCCAUAUUUAGUGAGCAUGAGCAGCAGUGGGCGUGCUCUCUCUCUUCUGUCACACUCACCGGCGAGCUACGAGCCGUGGAGCGCCUUGCCGGCUCCGGAUCUGCCGGCCAGGUGCAGCGCGGCGCUGCGGGAGCUCAUCGCGGAGAAUCGGGCUUCCGUCUUCGAUGCCGCAAAGAUAUGGCCGGGCUGGGCUGGGCCAGAAAGCCGCGGGCACGUGACACUGAAUCUCAUGCAGGGCCCGGAUUCGGCUUUUGGGCUUAUUUUGGGCCACGAUCACCGGCCAUCGGAAGAAGGCGCCGCUGGAGAUUGCUCUGACCUUUGGAACCUGCCUUUGGGGUAUUGAUUUUGCAUUUUAAUUUUAACUUUGUUUUUUUGUGCAUCAAAACUUGUGGAUAUUAUUCCGCCUUCGAUUUUUGUUUUUGUUUAUUGUAAACGUAUGACUACUUAAUUUCUCAAGUACUAAUAAUAUGAGAAUAAUUGAAGAUUAGUACCAAAAUA